AUGAAGUAUUUAGUCGUGUUAGUUGUUGUCUGCGUUUGUUACGUACAGUCGGAGUUUACUCCGGAGCAGGUCGCUAAGAUCAAGCAGCACCACGCCGAGUGCAGCAAGGAGUCGGGCGUGAACCAGGAGCUGGUGGCGAGGGCCAGGAAGGGCGACUUCGUCGAGGACGCGAAGCUGAAGCGCCACAUGUUCUGCGUGUCGAAGAAGAUCGGCUUCCAGAACCAGGAGGGCAUGGUGCAGGAGGAGGUGCUCAAGGCCAAAGUGGGCGCCAUCCUGGGCGAUCAGAAAUUGGCGGAUUCGCUGAUCGGCGUGUGCGCCAAGAACCUAGCCAACGGCGAAGAGACGGCCUUCGCGGCCGUGAAAUGCUACUACGAGAAGACCCCCACGCAUAUUAGUAUUGUUUAG
Phyllotreta striolata is the source of this 405-nucleotide messenger RNA. The record is from the annotation of a GenBank genome assembly. NCBI's taxonomy places the organism in Eukaryota, Metazoa, Arthropoda, Insecta, Coleoptera, Chrysomelidae.